AUGUGGAAGUCAAAAGCGCACGAGAAGGACGAUUCCCCGACGAUUUCGCCUGUGGGGAAGACUGAGCAAGACAAGUAUGGGUAUGAGUUACAUCCAUUGGAUCCGGUGACCCAGCAAGUGACGUUGCGUACAGUUACAAAUGUGUGCGAUGGGCUGGAGGAAGAAGAUGCAGAGGAAGCUGGGUAUCACGAUACGCGGGUGAAAAGAGCGUUGAAGCAGAGGCAUAUUGGUAUGAUCGCGCUGGGAGGAACGAUUGGUACUGGGUUGUUUGUUGGUAUUGCUACUCCGCUUUCGAAUGCGGGUCCCGUUGGAUCGCUGAUCGCUUACCUGUUCAUGGGUAGUAUUGUGUAUUUCAUCACGCAGUCGCUGGGAGAGAUGGCGACUUUCAUUCCGGUAACAUCUUCGAUUACAGUUUUCUCGAAAAGGUUUCUUUCUCCAGCGUUUGGUGUGGCCAAUGGGUAUAUGUACUGGUUUAAUUGGGCUAUCACUUAUGCUGUGGAGAUUUCUGUUAUUGGGCAAGUGAUUCAAUUCUGGACAUCUGCUGUGCCGUUGGCUGCUUGGAUCGCCAUCUUUUGGGUUUUCGUUUCGCUGUUGAACUUUUUCCCCGUUAAGGUAUACGGUGAGAUUGAGUUCUGGGUUGCAUCUAUCAAAGUGAUCGCUAUUGUCGGUUAUUUGAUCUACGCCUUGGUUAUUGUUUGUGGUGGUUCUUCCCAGGGACCCAUUGGGUUCCGUUAUUGGAGAAAUCCCGGUCCUUGGGGACCAGGAAUUAUCUCUGAUGACAAAAAUGAAGGUAGGUUCCUAGGUUGGGUGUCUUCGCUAAUUAAUGCUGCGUUCACUUACCAAGGUACCGAAUUGGUUGGUAUCACGGCGGGUGAGGCUGCUAACCCAAGAAAAUCUGUGCCAAGAGCUAUCAACAAAGUUGUAUUCAGAAUUGUUAUUUUCUACAUCAUGUCGUUGUUCUUUGUCGGUAUGUUAGUUCCAUUCAACGAUCCUCGUUUAGCCAGUAACGUUGCAGUGAUCGCUUCUUCUCCGUUUGUUAUCUCGAUUCAAAACGCAGGUACUAGAGUGCUUCCACACAUCUUUAAUGCUGUCGUGAUGCUCACGAUCAUUUCCGCUGCAAAUUCCAACGUAUAUGUGGGCUCUCGUGUUUUAUACGCAUUGUCUCAAACCGGUAAUGCUCCAAAACAGUUUGGAUAUGUUACUCGACAUGGUGUUCCAUACCUUGGGGUCAUCGCUACCUCUUUACUAGGACUACUUGCCUUCUUAGUGGUCAACAACAACGCUAACACCGCCUUCAACUGGUUGAUCAAUAUUUCUACAUUGGCUGGAUUAUGCGCGUGGUUAUUCAUCUCUCUUUCUCACAUCAGGUUCAUGCAAGCACUCAAAUUCCGUGGUAUUUCAAGAGACGAUCUACCUUUUAAAGCCAAGCUGAUGCCAUGGGGUGCUUACUACGCUGCAUUUUUCGUUACAGUGAUUAUAUUCAUUCAAGGUUUCGAAGCAUUUUCUCCAAAAUUUGACGUUUCUGGGUUUUUCACUGCAUACAUCUCCCUGAUCAUUCUGGUUGUCCUUCUAAUCGGUUGCCAGCUCUACUACAGAUGUAGGUUCUUAUGGAAACUGGAAGAUAUCGACAUUGACACAGAUAGAAGAGAAAUUGAAUGUAUCAUCUGGGAAGAAGAAGAACCCCAGAAUUUAUGGGAAAAAUUCUGGUCUAUUAUGGCAUAA
This is a messenger RNA of Torulaspora delbrueckii, 1722 nucleotides long. RefSeq names its product lysine permease (gene LYP1). The coding region runs from base 1 to 1722 and encodes 573 amino acids. The transcript has a single exon. Gene Ontology annotation, cellular component: membrane. The record is from RefSeq and is a predicted model, not a curated record. Gene Ontology annotation, biological process: amino acid transmembrane transport. NCBI's taxonomy places the organism in Eukaryota, Fungi, Ascomycota, Saccharomycetes, Saccharomycetales, Saccharomycetaceae. Gene Ontology annotation, molecular function: amino acid transmembrane transporter activity.